UCUCUGCCUACAAGGCAAAUUCCAUUACAAGAGAUUCAUUUUGCUCGCAGAAACCGUUCGAAUUUCUUUUUGCUUAAAUUGGAAUCUCCUGCGCUGUGUCUUUUUCUCUGUUCUGUCUUUUCCGACGAUGUCCUUUAAAGCUCUACGAAUAUCCAGCUCCAAAAUGUCGUAAUCAUUAAAUUAUUGAGAGAGAGAGAGAGGGGAGGAAAAUAGUGAAAUGAAGAGCUCCAUGUCCGAUCGAAAUCUCUUCAGCGACAGCGACGACGAUGUCGUCGACGAGGAAGCGAGCUCUGAUCAGGCGGCGGAGGACGACGAACAGGAGGAUUCCGGCGGAUCCGAUGCAUCGUCCACCGGUAGUCCGCGGCGAAGCAGACCGAGCUCCUAUAACACCAAUUGGCCCCAGAGUUACAGGCAAUCAAUAGACAUCUACAGCGGCGUUGCAUCGCCAUCCAUUGCAUUCCUGGGAACUCCCUCGCUGACCAGACUUGGAAGCUCCUUCAUCAGUUCUUCCUUCAGAGGGCGCCACGCCUCAGAUGUAUUCGGCUCUCUCUUCAAGCCUUUGCUCCCAACCCGACCAGAAGAUGAACAGCAGCUAUGGCCGGAGAUUCCGAAUCAGGAGAGGAAGAGCUCGCACUCGUUGCUGCCGCCGACGAUCCCGAUCCGUCGAUCCUCAUUGAAGGAGAAGGAGCACGAGGACGAUCAAGAAAAGGCUUCCGUUUCUCCACGUCAAUGCACCUAUGGUCAGGCCGUCAUCAACGGUGUAAACGUACUCUGUGGAGUUGGAAUCCUCUCUGCGCCAUAUGCAGUUAAGGAAGGUGGAUGGAUGGGGAUGUCCAUACUGUUCAUAUAUGCUGCGCUUGCCUUUUACACUGGGACUCUCUUGCGUCACUGUCUGGAUAGUAGGCCAGGCCUUGAGACAUACCCUGACAUUGGUCAGGCUGCAUUUGGAACUCCUGGUCGCAUUAUUUUGUCGAUUAUCUUGUACCUGGAAUUGUAUGCUUGCUGUGUUGAGCACAUUAUUCUGGAGAGUGAUAACAUGUCAUCGUUGUUUCCAAAUGCACAUUUGGACAUAGGUGGAAUGCAUCUCAAUUCUCAUCUGGUCUUUGCAUUCUUAACGACUCUGAUUGUUCUCCCAACAACAUGGCUCAGAGAUCUAAGUGUUCUAAGUUAUAUUUCAGCUGGAGGAGUCAUUGCAACUAUAUUGGUGGCUGUUUGCUUGUUUUGGGUGGGAUUAGUGGAUCAGGUUGGCUUCAAAAAUGAGGGUUCCUCCCUUAAUCUUUCUGGCAUUCCAAUAGCUAUUGGCCUCUAUGGCUAUGCAUAUUCAGGCCAUGCGGUUUUUCCUAACAUAUACUCCUCUCUGAAGAAGCCCAAUGACUUUCCAGCAGUUCUUUUGACAAGCUUUGUCAUUUGCACACUGUUGUUCACUGGGGUUGCAGUGAUCGGAUUUUUCUUGUUUGGAGAAUCAACACAAUCUCAGUUUACUCUUAAUAUGCCACAAGGGUUGGUGGCUUCUAAGGUUGCUGUUUGGACGACGGUUGUAAACCCCCUAACAAAAUAUGCAUUGUGUUUGACUCCAAUGGCACUGAGUUUGGAGGAGCUGAUACCGCGAGAUAAUCUGAAAUCUCAUUUCUAUUCCAUCAUUAUCAGAACAGCUUUGACACUAUCAACCUUAUUUGUGGCUCUUGCCAUUCCUUUCUUUGGUUUGGUAAUGGCACUGAUUGGAUCUUUACUCACUAUGCUAGUCUCAUUUGUUUUUCCAUGCAUCUGCUUUUUAAGCAUCAUCAGAGGUAAAGCAACACCAACUCAGGUAGUGAUGUGCAUCCUCAUUGUAUUGGUUGGAGUCACUUCGUCAGCAUUGGGCACUUUCUCCGCAGUCUCCAAAAUUAUAAAUAAUCUGCUUUGAUCUCCUCCCUUUUGCUACAUUGUUCUACACGGAUUUAAUAAUCACUUCUUGUAUUUUCUUCCUUUCUUACUCGACUUAACUUGUUUCAUUUUCCUUGUUUGAGUAUAAUUUUUCCUAACUGCAGCAUUGAAAUAGUUAGCACUUUUGGCAAGAGCAUAAAAUUGUAUGCAUGUUUAUUGUUGUUUUUUAAGAUCUAUCUGAAUAUCUGAUCUGAGAUUUUUGGGAUCCUUACUUUCA
Molecule: messenger RNA, 2140 nt
Organism: Dendrobium catenatum
Lineage: Eukaryota; Viridiplantae; Streptophyta; Magnoliopsida; Asparagales; Orchidaceae
Product: amino acid transporter AVT1C
Exons: 12
Coding region: 218-1903 (561 amino acids)
Cellular component (GO): plasma membrane
Source: RefSeq, a predicted model, not a curated record